Molecule: messenger RNA, 2161 nt
Organism: Cloeon dipterum
Lineage: Eukaryota; Metazoa; Arthropoda; Insecta; Ephemeroptera; Baetidae
Gene: Ndc1
Product: Nuclear division cycle 1
Exons: 2
Coding region: 203-1909 (568 amino acids)
Biological process (GO): nuclear pore organization
Cellular component (GO): nuclear pore transmembrane ring
Molecular function (GO): protein-macromolecule adaptor activity
Source: RefSeq, a predicted model, not a curated record
GGCAGCUGGCAGCAUGGGUCCGUUUGAGGGUGUCAACAAGAGGAAUAAUUAUUGUUUCGGUUACAAUCAGUUUUAAGGACUGUUGCACCAGCCUCUAAUUUCCUGCUGUCUGAACUGAACAGAGCAGCAGAGAAUAGAGAAGGAAUAAUAACCGCGCUUUCGCCGGCCGGCAACAAGAGCGUCCUGUGCGUUUGCAGAUCUGAUGGCUAUUCCGCAGGCGGAGGCGACGAAGAGGCGCAUUCGCAGCGUAACAUGGUGCGUGUUGUGCCACUCUGUUGCGCUCGCAUGUCUUCACGCCGCGCUCGUGUUAGACCCGUUGCAUCCCUUCCGCUGGCUGUCAGCCUCCGUGUCGCGCGUGCUGUCAUUCAGAUUCGUCGCCACCCUGAUCGAGGUUAUCGUGCUCACAGCCGCGCAGGUGAUGCUACUCUCACAGAACCUCCACCGGACGACGUCUCUGCUACGCCCGUCCAGCUUCAACCAGCUCAUCAGAGAGAAGAAGCAACAGCAGAAUUCGGUCCUGUCGCUGGUCAAGACUGCGUGUAGCGUGUUCACUGAGGUCCCCGUGCAAGCCCUGACCGGCGGCAAUCAGUACCUGCUGCUGUGUAACCUUGUGGUCGCCCUUCUGGUUGGAUUUCUGUUCCUCGACACCAGCAGCGCACUUUUCUUGAUCACGGCCAGCACGUUCAUCACCCUGCGCACCAGAUACGGCCUCCGCCCAAUGGACGUGCCACCUGUGGUGAACCUUCCCCUGAUCACUCAGGUUCGGGCUACCUUCAGAGACGGCGUGCGUGGCCUUUUCUUACCCUGCCUCAAGAGCUUCGUCGCGAUCAACUUGCUGGUCUUCACCUUUCAAGUGCUGUGCUACUCUUGGCUUGAAAUUCCCCUGAGCUAUCCAAGCCUGUCCACCCUGACGUCCUCCUUCUGCGUCUACUUCUUCCUGACCCUGAUGCUCACCCUGAACAACCGAAUCACGCAUGCAGUCUUCCUCGCCAACUGGCACUUCCCUGUGGAGGCGACCGAGCCGGAUGAGCUCAGCCUCUUGGCGGCCCUGGAUUCCUCCAAGGAGCUGCAACUGGCCGCCGCCAGGGAUCUACUUUUCAUUUCGGAACUGGAUCCAGCACGCAGAGCAGAGUUUUGGGUGCUCAGUCAGCCAGGAGGCCAUCCGACUAGAUUCAACAAGCUCAUGCAAAUCUUCUCAGGCGCCGUCGGCAGUUUUGAGCGAGAGUUCAACCUGCAGAAGGCUAAACCAAAGCCGGUGAAGAGCCCCCCGCCAAACGUUAACAGUUUUGGCACCCCUCCACACUCGAGCACCCCUACCGUGCUGAACACACCCGUACAGCCCCAGGCACUGUCCAAAUUAAAGGGCCUGCUGUACCAAACGCCGCAAACGCCAACCAUCCGACCCAUGGAGUCUAUUCAGUCGCCCCUCAGGCUGGUGCCGAGCCGUAGCCCUGAGCCUCCUGCUCCUGCUGUCUCAAUUUUCGAAAAGGUGCUCACGACCCUGGGCAAGAGGGUUGAGUCGGACGCAUCAAAGAGCUCUGAGGAAGCCACCAGUGUGGCCAAGAUGGUGGCUGUGGUGAUGUCAGAAGCCCCUUUUCUGGCGCACCUGGCCUCUGCCCUGUCAAACCUAGCCCUGGCGUCCCUCACUGAAGACACCUACGGCAUCGUGCAGCUAAAACUUAAAGAAGUCGGAUCUGGACUGAUCACCCUGCUUCACACAGUGGACCGGAGAAGUGCCUUGGGUACUAAAAUGUCUGCCAGCGACCUGGUCGACGUCAACAGAGCCGUCGACCUGGUGCAAGAUGCAGCCUCAAGGGCCCUCGCAAGAAUUUCCAGGGCCUUCGGUGACGCCCUGCUUGAUCUCAAGUGGAAUGAUAAAGAAAGGGACACAUUGGUCCUCUACAUUUGAGUCAGUGUAUUUCCUUAACUAAAAUCUGUUUGUGUGAAAAUAAUUUUUUAAUUAACUACAAAUACAAGGAACAAUGAUGCGCAUCUCAGAGUGAAUUAACACUUGGCGAAUUUGAAGAAUAUGGCAAACGUCAGUUCAAUUCCCUAGCUUCAAGAUCCGUUUCUGUUUGGGCAUUUGACUUUCGUGUGACCUGUAAACAAUGAAACAAAUAUUUUUUGCAGAGAAAACUGAUAAUAAACUAGAAAAACAAAA